This is a messenger RNA of Linum trigynum, 2497 nucleotides long. NCBI's taxonomy places the organism in Eukaryota, Viridiplantae, Streptophyta, Magnoliopsida, Malpighiales, Linaceae. The record is from the annotation of a GenBank genome assembly.
GGACCGUCCUAUAGCAAGACCGCCAACAGUUUGGACGACAUCAACUAAUAAAAUUUCAGAAUUUCUAAAACUAAUGCCUCGCAGUUCGUACGACCAACUACAAUCGUCUUGCAAAUCAUUAUUUCCGAAAGACAAAUAACAUUCACAGAAAAAACAUGAUUAUCCAAUAAUAUCUAUUAUCGCGAAUUACUCUCCACUAGCUUCAUCCACCGUUGGAUCACCAAUCUCCUCAAGACCACUUUCAUGGUUCACAUGCCAACUUCUCACAUUCAUUUUCUCCAAUUUUCCACUUUCAUAUGUGUUGCUUAGCUUCCAUGUUGCUUAAUCACCCCAAAUAUAUGCAUUAGCAUCCAAUAACGAAACCUUUCUAUGAUUCUCUCUAUCUCUCAUUUUCGGCCAACUUGGCCAUGGGACCAUUUGUAUAUAUAAAACCCUACCCACGGAAGCACUUUUGUAUGCCCAUGCAAAAUUAUCACCAAUGUCCCACAAUCCGACGAACUUUGCCAACCUGUAGAAUUUGCAACAUUAUUCAAAAGCGCACACUACAUCCAAAAAUCCACCAUAUAUAUGCGUGUAAAUAAGUUCCAAGGUGCCGCUUAUUGUUAGGUGUUAUUUAAACGAUUCAAAUUCGGUACUUUUAAGUUGAAUAUCAAUGAAACUAUGAUAGUAUUACUGACAUACAUGAAUAUGCAAAUUCAUGUUGAAUACAAAGGGAUACUUACCACUUUUCAAGUGUAAGGAGAUUUGAAUUGAUAAACUAGCGGUGUUUUAAUUAUCUCAAUUCGAAACUGAUCCUAAGGACUGAAUAGGUUUACUAACACCGAUGAGCUAGCAAUUGGUCCCCAUUGUUCCUAUGUAUGCUUUUUUAGCCACAACCCAUAAGUAGUGCAUAUGGUCCAUUCACUGUAGUGACUUAUUUGCUGUCUUGCAUGUUAAAAAUACACAUAUUUGUUCCUGUCAUAAUAAAAAUGAUAAUAGAGUUAAAAGAAGCCUUGAAAGUAAGUCCAAAUUUCCAACUCAACAAUAUGUCAUAUAAAUUAACCUUGUGCAAAAGGGAUUCCUCUCUAUAUAUAUUUGCCCCUACCCACAGCUCUAGUGUCACAUGCAUUAUAUAUUUCAUAUUCUCAAAAACCUUAUCAACAUAUCCUUGCCAUUUUGUGAAAGCAAAAAAGAAUGAAGCUCUUCCUGGUUCUUCUCAUCUCCAUCAUCCUCUUCUUUCUCCAGGCAUUUGAGGGGUUGGGGGAUUCAGCUCCAAGGAGCAAUGAUGCUACUGCUGCUGCUACUCUUUCUUCACCAACAUUAGUUGGUAAUAAAAACAUUAGUGAUGUUAUAUCCAUUGAUAAGAAACACCACCAUCACCAUCCUACCAAGAAGGUCAUGAUAAAUUGUGGGGUGGAGUGCAAGAGAAGGUGCAAGGAAACGUCGAGGCAGAAGGUGUGCCACAGAGCCUGCAAGGCAUGUUGCCAGAAGUGCCAUUGUGUUCCUCCUGGAGUUUACGGCCACAAGCAUGUCUGCCCUUGCUACGCCAAGCUCAAAACCCAUGGUGGCAAGCCCAAAUGCCCCUAGUUUGGACAAGUACUACUACUUCGUUGCAUCGAACUGAUCGGUCGGUCGUCUAGUUAUCGGUAUCUGAUAAUUGUAACCAAUAUCAAUUGGUUGAUCUCUACUUAAUACGAAGAAUAAUGACGAUGAGAAUAAAAUGGUCUUUCUGGCUGGAAAUUUCGAAGUAGCUCUCCUAUCUGUAACUAUGACUCAAUUGCAUAUUGUUGAGAAUGGUUCAAUAGAGUCAUCGUCAUCAUCAUCCUACCAACCAAGUACCAAAACCUUUUUGAAUGACGACUAAUUCAUCACACUUCUUUAAACAAAGGAAAAGUUUGCUUUCAUUUACAUAGAAUUCUCUUGUCUCAUCAAAACCAUAUCAUUUUGAUUAACAACAUAUUGUUAUACCUCAAUCGUGAGGCAUGAUCGUCACAAAUUGAUUAGAAGGAUCAUACAAACUGGGUCCUGAUCUUUACCCAUUUCAACCAACACUCAUCCAGUUUCAACUUAUCAAAUUUUGUUGUAAACUUUGUAUCCAUAUGUUGAAAAUAAAAGUUGGAUUUAAACGGAACCAUAUUAAAAUUCACAAUCGACUUAACUAACAAAAGUAAAUGAAGCAAACUCUAGAUUGAAUGAACUUUCGCUUUACUCUAUGGAUACGUCGAUUGACAACCUCAAGACCUCCUGAAAUUUUAAUAUCAAAGUCUAAAGAAAACAUGACGCAAACACAAAUACACAUAAAUAUGAAGCCACUAGCCCACUACUAACCACAUCCUGCACCAAAGUGUCCUUGGAGUUCAUGGAGAAAAAACAUAAUUAGUGUCUAUUGCCUUUGAUGACAAUCCUGGGUAAUUUAAUUCAAAAUGGAUGAAAUCAUUGAAAUGUCAUCUAGAUAGAUGAUUUUAAAGAAAAAUUAUGUGUGUUUUUGUCUGUCUAGCAUUAAAGUUAUCAAAUAUGA